Molecule: messenger RNA, 3537 nt
Organism: Grammomys surdaster
Lineage: Eukaryota; Metazoa; Chordata; Mammalia; Rodentia; Muridae
Gene: Pi4k2a
Product: phosphatidylinositol 4-kinase type 2 alpha
Exons: 9
Coding region: 42-1478 (478 amino acids)
Biological process (GO): phosphatidylinositol phosphate biosynthetic process; endosome organization; Golgi organization
Cellular component (GO): endosome; lysosomal membrane; plasma membrane
Molecular function (GO): 1-phosphatidylinositol 4-kinase activity
Source: RefSeq, a predicted model, not a curated record
GGUGUGGAGAGCGCCGGGUCCCCGAGCCGGCGGCCUGAGGGAUGGACGAGACGAGCCCGCUAGUGUCCCCCGAGCGGGCCCAACCCCCGGAGUACACCUUCCCGUCGGGCUCCGGAGCUCACUUUCCGCAAGUACCGGGGGGCGCGGUCCGUGUGGCGGCGGCCGGCUCCGGCCCGUCCCCGCCGAGCUCGCCGGGCCACGACCGGGAGCGGCAGCCCCUGCUGGACCGGGCCCGGGGCGCGGCGGCGCAGGGCCAGACCCACACAGUGGCGGUGCAGGCCCAGGCCCUGGCCGCCCAGGCGGCCGUGGCGGCGCACGCUGUUCAGACCCACCGCGAGCGGAACGACUUUCCGGAGGACCCCGAGUUCGAGGUGGUGGUGCGGCAGGCCGAGGUUGCCAUCGAGUGCAGCAUCUAUCCCGAGCGCAUCUACCAGGGCUCCAGUGGAAGCUACUUCGUCAAGGACUCUCAGGGGAGGAUCGUUGCUGUCUUCAAACCCAAGAAUGAAGAACCAUACGGGCAACUUAACCCUAAGUGGACCAAAUGGCUGCAGAAACUCUGCUGCCCCUGCUGCUUUGGCCGAGACUGCCUUGUUCUCAACCAGGGCUAUCUCUCAGAGGCAGGGGCUAGCCUAGUGGACCAAAAACUGGAACUCAACAUUGUACCCCGUACAAAGGUAGUAUACCUGGCCAGUGAAACCUUCAACUACAGUGCCAUUGACCGAGUAAAGUCCAGGGGCAAGCGGCUUGCACUAGAGAAAGUGCCAAAAGUUGGGCAGCGGUUUAACCGCAUUGGGCUACCACCAAAGGUCGGGUCAUUCCAGCUCUUUGUUGAAGGCUACAAAGAUGCAGACUAUUGGCUGCGGCGUUUUGAAGCAGAACCUCUCCCUGAGAACACGAACCGACAGCUACUAUUGCAGUUUGAGCGGUUGGUGGUGCUGGACUACAUCAUUCGCAACACUGACCGAGGCAAUGACAACUGGUUGAUCAAAUAUGACUGUCCAAUGGAUAACCCUAGCUGUCGGGACACAGAUUGGGUGAUGGUGAGGGAGCCUGUUAUCAAGGUGGCUGCCAUAGACAAUGGGCUAGCUUUCCCACUGAAGCAUCCUGACUCCUGGAGGGCAUAUCCUUUUUACUGGGCCUGGUUGCCUCAGGCGAAAGUCCCAUUCUCUCAGGAGAUCAAAGAUUUGAUUCUUCCAAAGAUUUCAGACCCUAACUUCGUCAAGGACUUGGAGGAAGACCUAUAUGAGCUCUUCAAGAGAGAUCCUGGUUUUGACAGGGGCCAGUUCCAUAAGCAGAUUGCUGUCAUGAGAGGCCAGAUCCUAAAUUUGACCCAGGCCCUAAAAGACAAUAAGAGUCCCCUGCACCUCGUCCAGAUGCCACCUGUGAUUGUUGAGACGGCCCGUUCUCAUCAACGGUCUGCAAGUGAAUCCUACACACAGAGCUUUCAGAGUCGGAAGCCCUUCUUUUCAUGGUGGUAGCCCCAGAGGCAGGCAGAAGAAAUCCUGCAGGAGACAGGCUGGGAGGAAGCCAGAGAAACUGGUGCACAGCAGAGCCUUUCAGAGCCCUUCCUCUUUGCUCGACACCUCCCUCAGGGCUUUCCUACCCACAGGGAGAAGCACAAUCAGGGACAAGCGUGCUCCUGGACCUUCAGAGUGUUGGGGAGGCUCAUGUCCAGGCACAGAGCCCAGGCAGCUAAGGAGGAGCAGCUCCCUCCUAGCAUUUGGUGGCUGGUUGGGAAAGUCCCAUCUCUCCCUAACAACCCUCUCCAUCCAGGCUCCCUAAAAUAUUCUGCAUCAGAAACAAACAAAACAAAAACAACAGAAACAAAUUUAUAUGCUUAUAGGAAAACCCAUAUUAGAUCCUCUGACAUCAGAAGCCCUUAAUCUAGAACCUAAAUUUGUUCAGACAGAGGCGCUCUGAUACUUAGCAGUUGUUUGUUUACUCCAUGAACUGAGCUGUCAGAGACCUAUUGCUGGCCCACAGACAGAAGCCAUUCCUUUCUGGUUUUGCCAAAUUGACCCUCCUCUUGCCACACUGGUACUGACUUCUUGUGGCAACGAGCAGGUUCAUGUUCUGCACCUCUAAGAGGCUCUGCACACAGUCCUUUUCAAUGCCCUGCUGUAACUUGUCCGGCACUCAGCUGAAGCAGGAGAGGCAGCCUUGGCAGUUGUGUUCUGCUAGGAAUGGUUGUGUAAGGUGGAAGUGAUUGACUUAGCCUGCUUGCCUGACGGGUGCUUAGGAGGGUUCUGUGGGGAGCCUGGCACAGCCUCACUUCUGGUCCUUAGUCCCCAUGCUUUCCUACUUUUCUAUUUCUGUUAAUCUAUUUCCCCCAAUUUUUAAAUGAGGAGUUCAGUUUGGGUUCUGGAGUGGCUUUCAGCAGGGGUUGUAGGUCAGUAGGUUCAUGAGCGGCCAGGACAGUGUCUCUGUUCCUGUUACCACUGCUGCCUGGAAAAAAACAGGACCUGUGUUGUGCCUCCUAACUGGCUUGCCCCUUGGCUCCCUGCCUUCUUGUCCUGGGCUGGUUUCUGCUCAGCUUCUUAAAGAGAGGCCUUCCAACAGUCCCCCAGUGCCUGCCCAGCUCAACGUGCAUCUUCCUGCUUCCAUGUCUUCUCCCUUGCCAGGUGUUUGAACCCUUUCUACACCAAAGCAAAGAAUUGGCUUCAGGAGGGAGUGGAAAGGGGGCCUCAUGUGGCCGAGAGGCAGCAGCAGUGUUCACACCCUGUGCUGUGGACCCUUGAGUGUCUCAUCCUCUACAACUGGUCAGUCAGCCUUGAAGAGAAAUGUCCUGAAGGCUUGAAAAAACCAAAGAACAGGAGUGAGGAGCACAGCUGUGCCUCACCUGGUUGCCUGGCUCCCAUCACCCAGAGGCAGGGCAGAAGACACAGCUCCGUCAGGUGGAGCAGGAGCCAGCUUGCUGUGGGCUUCCACUCAGCUACACGAAUCUCUUUGAGCACUGGAUAUGCAUGCCCUAAGGACAAAGUCACUGUUGUUUGCCCCGUCUUGACAAUCCCAUCCAGCCCACGUGGACUCUGGCCUCAGAACCAUGUUUGAGAGAAGCCCUGCUUCCUCAUCACAGAGGCCAGCAGGGUCCAGCUAUGUGACGUUCUUCACAGAUAUCUUCACAUCAGCCUGUUGGUGAGACUCCCCACUGGAGUACUGGAGAGAGCCAGCGGUGCCUGCAGAGAACUUAGUGCUGCACCAGACUCUCGUGCACCGUCUCCUGCUCCAGGUCAGGUCUACCGUCAGGAGGAGAUUGGGUCCAAUGCCAGGCCCCGGUGGGCAAGGGUGCAGGCGGCCUUCCCUGCCUCCCUCCCUUGAAGCCUGUACUCAAGUUGCCUUGAAUGUGGACUUGGGAGUGCCAGGAGCUCAGAGUGUCAGGUACUUCAGAACAGCCGUCCCUCUGCCAGCCUGUCCCCUAUGUCUAGGAGCAGAAGCUGGUUGGUGAGCGCUGCUGCCCUGUUCUUCUAAUGCACUGUAGAAAUUGUAUGUAUUGUAUUUAAAUCAAUGCAAAUGUAUGAAUAACAAAUCCAGUUCUGA